Molecule: messenger RNA, 490 nt
Organism: Paramecium pentaurelia
Lineage: Eukaryota; Ciliophora; Oligohymenophorea; Peniculida; Parameciidae
Source: the annotation of a GenBank genome assembly
AUGUUCAGAAAAUAUAGUUUCUCUGAAGAAAUUGUGGAUAAAGAUUUUAGCAGAGAAUGGAAUUGGGAUGAUUUUAUAUAAGAUUCUAAUUCAAGAUUGAUUAAAAAAAGGACAGUUCAUUUUACUUAAUAAGAAGAUGAUCUAUUAUGUUAAUAGGUUGCAUAACUAGGAAAAAAAUGGAAGAAAAUAGCAUAACAAUUUCCUAAUAAAUCAGAUAGGAUGUUAAGAAAUCGAUAUAUAAAAUUACAAUAAUAAUCUGAUAUAAGUAUUAUAAAACUUUAUACAUAAAGCUGAGACAAUUUUAUCGCCAAAAUUAGAUUUAAGUAGUCAUGAAGAAAAAAUACAAAAAAAACGGAAAAUUAAUGAACAAUAAUUAUUGAUCUAAAUGAAGCAUUUAAAAUCAAUAAAACAAAAAAUUGAAAUUAUUUCUAUUCUCGUUUAAUAAACAAAAAUAGAAUUGAUAAAUUUACUAACUUCUCGUACUUUAUGA